GUCUAUUACAAUUGAAUACAUUAUAUUGUAUACUAGGAAAGUAAUUUUACAAAAAUGCGAUUUUUAAUUAUAUUAUUAGUCGCAAUAGGGACGUAUGAAGUUUUGGCAGAUUAUCCUAUAGGUUUCAAAAGGGUUUUGCUUAAAGAUGUGAAGGAAUGUUCCUGUAUCGCUUCAUACCAGAAAGCGAUGUUAAGAUUAUCUGCUCCACUUGCCUUUAAAAAGUUCGGUAUUACGCCUACAUUCAUGCCUGUUCCACCUAAAGAUAAGCUUAAGGGUGGUUUUGCGACUGCAGAUGUAGAAUUGGGUAAUUACAUAGAUCCACUAAGAACUAUUGAUCCAGUGUAUAUUAGGUAUCUAAAAGGAAAGAAAAGUGACAAUUACACCCUAAUAUUGGUCGAUUUCGACGCUCAGCAGGGACCUCCACCGAACGCUCGCAUCCUCGCUAUUGAUGUAAAUGUACCAUACAGCAAUAAUUUAAUAUUUGGUGGGCAGAAAGCUGUGCCUUUGAUCUCAUUCGUGCCAAGCUUAGGAACCGGCAUUCACAGAAUCGCAGGCAUCUUGUAUGAACAGAACGGCUACAUAGAUCCCGACCAAAUUGAGUUUUUAAAAAUGUCAAAAAGCCGUGUUAUACAACUGGGACAAUUCGCUAAGACUUACAAUCUAAAGCCUGAACCAUUAGCGGGGACUUUCUACACCACUGAACUCAAAAGUUGCGGAUAACAUUAAAAUAUAAUUUAAAAAUAGUUUAAUAUGUUCUUUUUAAAUAAAC
This is a messenger RNA of Pieris rapae (cabbage white), 769 nucleotides long. Its product is annotated as phosphatidylethanolamine-binding protein 1-like. The coding region runs from base 55 to 720 and encodes 221 amino acids. The transcript has 4 exons. NCBI's taxonomy places the organism in Eukaryota, Metazoa, Arthropoda, Insecta, Lepidoptera, Pieridae. The record is from RefSeq and is a predicted model, not a curated record.